GUCAAACAUUUCACAUACAUUAACGCAAACCGCACUCUCCUCUUGCUCUUAUUUGCUUUGCCGCGAUUGGCCAAGAGAAACCACAGCCGCCCAAUCACGGGCCGGGUCGGGCCAGCCUUAUGUACACGCCUCGUCCAAACGUGGCACCCAGUCGCCUCCUGGAUUAGCUUACGACGACACCUAAAGUUCGUUUCUCUCUCUCUCGUCUCGUCUCGUCAGUGACGGAACUAUCGUCAUCUUUAUCUCGCACGCCGAUAUGGGGAUUACUGCUGCUGCCCGAGUGCUUGUUACUUCUUACCUAUAGGCUGAAUAUGUAUUAUAUCUCGUAGGCUAAUUAAUUAAGAGGUUAUAUGUUAGCUACGUGAUUGUAUCUGGAGAGUGACGAUCAAAGGGACUCGAACCUUUGGAAGGAUUCAGAAUUAGAAAGGUUCAAGUAUUCAGCCCUUUCAUGUAACUGUUUUCUAAACUUUCUAUCAAGACUAUAAAACGAAAAAUAAAUAAAUAAAACGAAAACUCAAGAAAAAAAAGUUGUGUGUGAAGUAAUAAAAGCGACACCACAAACGCCUGACAAUGAGCGGCGACCCCGCACCGCCGCCCACCAGCAGUCCCUCGUCUGCUACGACCCCGGCAGCCCCAUCCCCGGUGACGUCCGUAGGAGGGGGGCCCCGCCCGCCGCCGCCCCUGUGCCCCAUCCUGCAGGAGGGCGAGGAUUACGACGCCUGGGUCCUGGCGGGAGGGAGGCUCUUCCGCGCCCAUGGGUCGGUCCUGGCCUCGCACAGCGCUUACCUGAGGGCGUGCGUGGCGGGUACUUGCGACGGGGACACGAGGGUCCUCCUCCCUCACGUGCCCCCGGCGGGAUUCGCCGCCGUGCUGGCUUACAUGUACACCGGGAGGCUGCCCCUGAAUCCCGCUACCCUCUACGAGGUCCUCGUCGCUGGGCACCUGCUCCAAAUGCCUCCGGUCGUGUCCUUGUGCCAAGCUUUGCUAACAACCACCACGGCCUCCACGGCGGCUAUUGCAACGUCAGCAACCUCCCUCGACAUCCCCGAAGUGCCUCCGGCACUCAGCAUGUGGCGAGGAUUGGCAAGACUUGUGCCACCUCACCAACAGGCCACUUCGGCGUCAUCCUCCUCUUUGCCGGUAACGAUCAUUCGACCUACUCCUACAAGACCAUGCCCCACGCAUCUACAAAUCAACCCGCCACAAGAUAACAAUAGAGAUGAAAACCUAGAUGAGAGUUCCAAUGGCACCUUAGAUGAUCAAAGCACGCAUAAACAAGCUGAAAACGUGGGAAGAAUUUCAAAGUACACUGCGGAUGAUAAUGAGCCACUCAGCGAGAGAGUACAUGCGGGAGCAGUGAUCAUCGAUAUUGCCACUUGCGACGGGCCUGUCUUCUUUGAAAGAGUGAUCAACCGAGCUUACAAAGCAAAUCCCCUGGCAAGCCACGACGAUUCUGAGACUGACACAGAAAUAAAUGUGGAAGAGAUCGACUCAUGUGAUGAUGCAGUGGGAGCAAUGUCUGAGAACACCCAACCGAGAGCAGAUUCUCUACGAGGAAAUGAGCUGGCCAAGUGUAGUCUGGCAAACUCUCUGCGUCUAGCAGCAUCUGGGAUGGCUAAAGGCAACAUGGGGACUACUUCUCCUCCAACCCCAAACAACCAUGCUGGCAGGACCUAUCAUUGUGUGUACUGCAAUCAUACAUUCAAGAGCCACUACUGCUACCAGAAACACAUGCGACGUCACAUAAACCCCAUCACGGUUGAAAUUGACAAGCUCAGAGGAUCUAGUGCACCUUCACCUGGCAGCACAGACAUGGUCCACGAACAAGAAGGCAGAGACUGUUGGGGAGAGAGCAGCAGGGGAGCGUCGACAUUCAGCAUUCCAAAUGGAAGAUCAAGAAGCGCAUCACCGUACAGUAGUAAAAGCCUUUCUCCUGCACCGAGCAGUGGUGGUCUCAAGAUUCUCGACUUGAACGUUCAAUACUUCCCUUGCAAAACGUGUGGAUCAAAAUUUCCAAGUUACUACUUUGUGCACAAACAUCGUAGACUCUGCCACCAAGAUGAGGAAACCUCAUCAGUCAGUGAAAAGUCCUCUAGACAAUCGACACCAAAGAGUCUGCCAGCACCACAGACACCCACCCCAACGACAACUUCCACAAUUUAAAAACGUGGUAAAAUAUGUACAACACAAAUCAUACCAUGCAAAACAUCCUCUCAAUACUCAGCAAAUUUAGACAAUCAUUUUUCCAAACUUUGUCAAGGUGUUGAAUGACGCCAAUAAUUAUUUUGGAAAAGAAUACCCUCAUAGAACAAUAUGUGUACUAUUCUAAGUGUUCACAUACGUGAUAACUGCACUGAUAGUUACGAAUCCCAUGUGCCCUAUAGUCUAAGUCGACUCCUUAACCUGUAGGCUGUGCUUUGGCCUGUGUAAAUAUGUCCUCCAAUAAAAAUUUCCAAAUUUC
Messenger RNA from Macrobrachium nipponense, 2461 nucleotides. RefSeq names its product hypermethylated in cancer 1 protein-like. Gene Ontology annotation, molecular function: RNA polymerase II cis-regulatory region sequence-specific DNA binding; protein binding; DNA-binding transcription factor activity, RNA polymerase II-specific. The coding region runs from base 571 to 2163 and encodes 530 amino acids. Gene Ontology annotation, biological process: regulation of transcription by RNA polymerase II. NCBI's taxonomy places the organism in Eukaryota, Metazoa, Arthropoda, Malacostraca, Decapoda, Palaemonidae. The transcript has 5 exons. The record is from RefSeq and is a predicted model, not a curated record.